Messenger RNA from Aegilops tauschii subsp. strangulata, 2518 nucleotides. Its product is annotated as zinc finger CCCH domain-containing protein 53. NCBI's taxonomy places the organism in Eukaryota, Viridiplantae, Streptophyta, Magnoliopsida, Poales, Poaceae. The record is from RefSeq and is a predicted model, not a curated record. Gene Ontology annotation, molecular function: RNA binding.
UCCCGCACUCGCGCUUCCCCCGCGCCUCUCUCUCUCCCCCUCCCGCCCUGCCUCUCUCUCUUCCUCCAAACCCUAACCCGCGCCGGCCUCCCUGCCCCGCCGCCGUCAUCUCCUUCGCCUCCCGGAGCUCAGCCCGAGUUUGGUGGCGCGGGGUUCCUGGCGGUCUUCCUCCCGCUGCUCUGGGUGGCGUGCCGCCUCCGCCGCCGACAGGAGGGGGCCGCGGUGGCCGCUGAACAGCCCGGCUACUAGCAGCUCGCGCCGCCCAGCUCGUGGGUCACCUCCCUCCUCCUCCCCAUCGGGACUGGGCAGGAGGAUGAGCGUUGUCGCGCCGCCGCCGCACACCCCUGUCGUCGCGCCGCCGCUGUCCCUGAUGGUGGUGUGCCGCCCAGGUGAGAAAUAGCAGAAAGAAUAGGAAGCCUAGAGGGUGGUGGGGGAGGAAGAGGAGAUCGCGGUCGGCAGCUCUGCGUCCAUUCAUCCAGGUGCAGUCUCACGCAAAUGACGGCCGUCCUGUCGCAGAACGUGGUCCUGAAUUUGUUUAUAUAUUUGUUAGAUGUACGAGCAACAGAAGAAAAUCUCCCCUUUGCUCAUUGUUGGUGGUUCAGACUCGGGUCUUCGAUGCAAAUCGAUCAAGUGCCCCCAUCUUUAGUUAUUCUGUUUGGUGGUACGUGGAUCUGCUGGUGCACUGAAUGGGGAGCUGAUGAACCCGGCGUCUCGACAGAUAUACCUCAUCUUCCCGGCGGACAGCACCUUCCACGAGGAUGACAUCUCCAACUACUUCAGCAUCUACGGUAAUGUCCAUGAUGUGCGCAUCCCCUACCAGCAGAACCACAUGUUUGGGUUCGUCACCUUCGUCUACAAGGAGAAGGGCAAGGUCCGCAGCAAGUUCAGGAAGCAGAAGGGCGUGAGGGUGGACUUCUCUAGCUGCGGGUCUCCCAACUAUUGUAUCUACUUGAUUGCCUUCUGUUAUCCAGAUCGAAAUUGUCCUAAGAAUGAGGCAACACUCGGAGGUGGCACCUACACAUGAUCCCUGUCUCGCUUAGAUGUCAAGGUCGUUUCUCUCCAUAUUGUAUACCUUUCAUAGGUUUUUUCCUGGCUUUUACUUUAUGAUGUGUAGAGAUUAAACGGUAUCUGCUUGGACUAUUAUUGUAUUCGGCACUAAUAAAUCAUAAAUAAUGGUAUGAGACUAUGAGUAUACUCUUACGGUUUUACUUAAUUUCUACCUCCGUUGAUAUAGCAUAUCUUCUUUGUAUUAUUUCACAGGAUUCUUUGCAAGCAGUUAAAAUAUCCUAUAUAAUCUGGAAAAGAGAUAGCUUAAAUCGGUGCAUGUGUAAUUAACUCCAUAUAUUAUUUCGAGGCAGAGUUCAAUACAUGCAUGUUCUCUCAAAUUAGGUUGCCCUUGGCGUGUAUACAAAUGUGAUGCUUCCUUCCAUGACUAAACAGGUUGAUGUUAGGUAUGAAUGUAUAGUCGAGUCAUCUUUAACAUAAUUGCUUUGUGCACUAUGUUUCAACUCUGUCAAUUGUGUUGGCAUAACUGAUUCCACUGCCUUUUGUUAUUGUUUGGAUCAACUACUAUGUACUGAACCUAUUUAUAUCUAUGCCAUGCUUUACCGCAAAAUGCUGAUUUAUGUUGUUCCAAACUGAAGCUCUUAUGGACUGCAUAUUAUAUACUAGAUUGAUAUGAAGGUGUCCAAAGAUGUGGCAUAUCAAGAUUGUUAGGCUUUCAUGAUAGGUCCUGUCAGAUUAACUAUAUUAUUGUCUACUUCAUGUUUUUCGUGCAUUUAAUUCUGUUUGUUUUGAUCGAGUAAGUGACACCUAACUUUCAUUGAUUUCUAGGAUUGUUCAUUAUCUUGAGCCAUGCCUGCUACCGAAUCUGAAUGUUUCCAUCUCUGGUACCAUGGCACGGCAUUGGCGGCGGCAUCUUGGUGAAGAAGAGGACUACAGUGGCUUAGGGAGGAAGUUGACAGUGGCAACCUGAUCUAUGUAUGUUUCUCCUGUGGCCACGGCCAGGGGUGAGAUAUCGAUUAGGCUAGCCCUGACAUUCACGGGCUUGGAUAUGGGGCUACAGAUCGUAGACCUGGUAAUAUAAUUUUUUGCAAAUUGUGCUUGCAGUAGACUUUAGAGCUGAGCUAGAUGGCCUCGCAUCCACGCUGAUCUAUGUAAGUAUUAGGUAUCAAUCGAACUUGACUCUUUAUGUUCUGAAUGAUGCAAAUGUUGACCACCACAUUUGGUAGGUUCAUGUGAGCACUGAAAUAAUUGUGAUGAUCUCGAAGAAUUUCUGAGCAAUGUCAUUGGUAUUCAUUUAUUAGUUUGUUCAGGUCUGCGUAUGUGGCAACUAAUUUUAUAUGUCUCCCUCAACAUUAUAAGAAUGCUUUGUGGCACAAAAGUGCAUGCACUGUCUUACAAAUAAUGGUUGGCUGUUCUAAAAAUAUGGAUUCUAAAUUCCAUUUGUCUUUGACUUCUUAAUUUAACCUAUGUGCAUGUUCUUAUGACAAUGAUGCGAUGUGUGAAAUUUGUUUGG